Molecule: messenger RNA, 4553 nt
Organism: Actinia tenebrosa (Australian red waratah sea anemone)
Lineage: Eukaryota; Metazoa; Cnidaria; Anthozoa; Actiniaria; Actiniidae
Product: cyclin-G-associated kinase
Biological process (GO): positive regulation of Notch signaling pathway; protein phosphorylation; regulation of clathrin-dependent endocytosis
Cellular component (GO): cytoplasm
Molecular function (GO): AP-2 adaptor complex binding; protein tyrosine phosphatase activity; protein serine/threonine kinase activity
Source: RefSeq, a predicted model, not a curated record
GCGUUCUUUUACUCGGCCUGUUUACAAAAUGGCGGCCCUAUCGUUCCUUAUAAAACAUUGAACAUGCCACACAAAAGCCUUACAUUUAAGAAUAUCGACUACAAAAGCCACUAAAGAGGUCUCCUAAAGGAGUAUUUUCUCAAAAUGGCAGAAAUUUUUCGAUCGGCGCUGAGUUACAUCAGCCAGACAGGAAAAUCAGACAAUGACUUCGUUGGGCAAUAUGUCGAACUUGGUCCCAUCCAACUGAAGAUCAAAAGAGUCAUCGCAGAAGGCGGUUAUGGGUUUGUAUUCGUUGCACAAGACGAGAAAACCGGCAAAGAUUACGCUUUGAAGAGAUUAAUGGCAGGAGACGAGGCCGGAAACAAAUCUAUAAUUGGAGAGAUUAAUGUACUUGAGGAGAACUAAUCAAAAUGAUGGCAGAGCGUAAUGGCCAACCCUUCCCUCCAAAUCAAGUACUUAAAAUAUUCUACCAACUGUGUAGAGCAGUUGCUCAUCUACAGAAACAAAAGCCUCUUAUUAUUCAUAGGGAUCUUAAGAUUGAAAAUAUGCUCAUCAGUUCGAAAGGACAAAUCAAGCUUUGUGAUUUUGGGAGUGCAACAACAGCGGCUCUUUACCCUGAUGAAUCGUGGACUGCACUACAGAGAAGCCUUGCUGAAGAUGAGAUUCAAAGGAACACUACGCCAAUGUACAGAGCACCAGAGAUGAUUGAUUUAUACAGUAACCACCCAGUGACAGAAAAGGCUGACAUAUGGGCCCUUGGUUGUAUUCUCUUUUACUUGUGCUUCAUGGAACACCCAUUUGAAGAUUCAGCAAAACUGAGGAUACUUAAUGCCAAGUAUACGAUACCAGAAACAGACAAGAUGUACACAGAAUUUCAUCAUCUUAUUGAAUCAAUGUUAAAAGUCCACCAAGAUGAAAGGCCAGAUAUUAAAAUGAUAUUAACAGAGCUAGAAGGAAUUGCUAAACAAUGGACUGUUGACUUGAAAGCACCAGUGAUUGAAGGUAGCAUGAAUUCUUCUUCAUUUGGAAUGGGGGAUUCCUCUAAUAGUAUUAGUAAUAAUAGUGGUCAAGGAGGCUCUGUGCUGCUAGGAGGUGUCAUGAAAGGAGCCAAUAGCUUGUUCACUAACAUCAAGGGGAUCUCAAACAAAGCGAUUCAAUCUGUAGCAGGAUAUGUAAAGAAUGACUUUGAUAUGUCCUACAUAACAUCAAGGAUCAUAGUAAUGUCUUUCCCUGCUGAGGGAAUCGAAUCAACAUACAAGAACAACAUUGAUGAUGUUAGAGAAUUCCUGGAAGGGAAAUACCCAGACAGAUACUUCGUGAUCAACAUCUCUCCUCGAAAGUAUAGGACGGAAAAACUAAGUACUAGAGUGUUACACGCUUGCUGGCCAACCAACCGACUUCCAUCUUUAGAAAGCAUGAUUUCACUUUGUAGAAAAAUCAACGCAUGGCUAAAGAAGGAUAGCAGCCGAGUUAUCGUUAUUCACUGUCAGGAUGGACGUGUAUCUUCAGCUGUUAUGGUGUCCGCAUUCUUUGUCUUCUGUAAGCUGUUCAAAAACCCCAACGUCGCUGCAGACAUGUUCAGCAUACGACGGUGUGGUAUUGGACAGAAAGUCUCUCUUACUCCCUCCCAAGAAAGGUAUCUUUUAUACGUGACCCAACUUAUCAAUAACCCUAGUAUCAAACCGCAGAAAUCAUCGUCAUACAUUAAAUCAGUGACUUUGAACCCUGUACCAUGUUUUAACAAGUCGAGAAAUGGUUGUCGACCUUUCAUAGAAGUCUAUCAGGGAGACCAAAGAGCACUAACUACUGUACAAGAAAUAGAAAAGAUGAGGGAAUUCACCUUGAGCGAUGGUAAGAUUACGUUCCCUAUCAACCUGACAUUGAUCGGUGACGUCACUAUCAUUGUCUACCACGGGCGGUCAACCCUUGGUGGUAAAGUACAGGGCAAGAUGGCGUCCAUUAGGGUGUUCCAAGUGCAGUUCCAUACUGGCUUUAUCAAUCCUAAUGCCACCAAACUGAAGUAUUCAAAAGCCGAGCUGGACAUCAAUAAAGAUGAUGAGUCUAAAUUCCCCAGUCGAUUCACAGUGACUCUUGAUGUUAGUAUCGAUACAGAUCGAGUAAGUCACACUACGCAUACAUGGGAUACUCUAAACCCGAGUAGACUCACGCCUGGAAUCUGCUUCUCGAGCAGAGAAGAAUUUCUGGAAUGCCAAGAAGAGUUUGUGAAUGCAGAUGAUCGUGAAUCUUCCAUGACCUUUGAUGCUGUACACGAAAAUCGCCCGAGCUCUCCCGAGCAAGACGUACAGGAAUCUAAAGAACCAGAGGCAAGCGUUGCUAAUGACAACCAAACUGUAACGUCAGCUUCAGAGGAGUCUAAAGACGAAGACAGUGAUGAUGAGUUCACGAAAGAGUUGCUAAAUUUACGUUUGAGUGAGCAAGAAAGUACAGAAAUCGCACAAGAAGCUUUGGAAGACGAGGGUUUUUUCACGGAUCGAGGAGGAAAAGAAUCCAGUGCGAAUGGCCAUCAUUUUGAACCAUUUGCAGCGUUCGCAGACUUCGACGCGAUUCAACAUAGUCCUCAAGCUGAUUUACUAGACGUUGGUCUUCACAAACCAAUGAAUACUUCAGAACCAAGUCAUAGUAUAACUGAAUCCUUGGACUUAUUAAACCUUGGUGUAGCCCAUAAACACGAUAGCCAUAAGCACAAGUCUGGCCCAGAGAGUGGGGUUGAUCUACUUAACCUGUUCACUAGCCCUAAACAGCAUCAUAAUGUAGAUCUUUUUGGCGAUAUUGACAAACAUAAGUCAGAUAUGAAGAGGAAUAGAAGUGCUGAUGAUAUUUUGAGGUCGCAUUCUCACGAAGAAGAUGAUUUUUUUAAACACCUUGGAGCUCGUAGUUCUGGCUCAAGCGUUGAGAAUCUAGCCUCCCCAGGGAGUACUAGUUCGGAUACUUUUGACCAAUUUGGAUUCAAAUCGAAUAUUCAUCAUUCACAUAGUGAAACGUUUGAUCCUUUCAGUAAUAAGAGAGACAGCAAAUCUCCUACGAGUCCAUUGGGUGGAUUUGCAUCACUUUCAAAAAGCACAGGGCUCCCGUCAAGUAACGCAAAUCACGUUACGUCAUCAGUUUCGAACACAGCCAAUCAAAACGCCCCUGAUUUGUUUGGAAAUAUGAAUAAGAAAGAUAACAAGAAAGACGCCGAGUUUACUUUGGAUGGGGAUUUAUUUUCCAUAAACAUUGAUUCCAAGCCUUCAAAUCAGACCGGGCCAGAUUUACUAGGAGAAUGGGGCGAGGCAUUUAAAUCAGAUGUCCCUCUAAACCCAGUCCCCUCUCCUAUGGCGACCCCACCUGUACAUCGAAAAGCUGAAGAGAAGAAUGAUGAGGGCAAGGCUGAUCCUUUUGCAGAUUUUGGGAACCUCUCAGGUCGUGGACCGGGGUCUGCGUUUACUGCGAACCAGAAAAUUGCCUCACCAAGCCAACAACGGAAAUCUUUCGGGGGAUCCUCAUGGAAUCAGCCCCAGGCCAAGCCAGCAGCUCGACCAACUAGUGACCCAAUCAGGAAGCCCCAGCAGCCUGCAAACCAAUCGAAAUCCAAGCCUAAUUAUUCUCCUGUGUUCGCGGCUGGGUCUGGAGGGUCUAGUGUGUUUGGAGAGUAUGGACUGAGAUCUUCACAUCUUCCUAAGCGUGUUGGCAAAGACGAAUUCAGCGACUUCCUAGACGUACAUGGCUUCAAAACGACUUCAGGAGACAAGAGCCCUGAGACGCUGAGGGGCUUGAAAAGAGAACAAAACAAACCAGACGACCCCAUCAAAGCAAAGAUAAGAGAAUGGUCUGAUGGUAAAGAGAGGAAUAUCCGUGCACUGCUCUGUUCACUCCACACUGUGCUUUGGGAAGGAGAAGAAAGAUGGCAGCCAGUUGGAAUGCACCAACUUGUACAACCAGAACAGGUUAAGAAAGUUUACCGAAGGGCCGUGCUGUCAGUUCAUCCUGAUAAGUUGACAGGACAUCCACACGAAAGCCUUGCUAGAGCAAUUUUCGUGGAACUGAACGAGUCAUGGGCGCUGUUCGAAAGUAGUGGCGCCAAAGCGUUGUAUUAAAACACAAUUGAAUCUAAAGCCCAGGCUUUGUAGACAUUUAUUGUCCAAAUUUGGAACCUCUAUUUAAGGAAAGACUCGCAUCGGAUCGGGGUCUUGAUUCAAAUUGUUAAUGGUUUGCAACCAAUGCCAAGAGAGUCGAGAGAGACAAAGACAUGGCAGCCAUUUUGGUGGUAUUAACAAAGAAAGCUAAUGAGAAUAUUUCCAAGAUGGCCACGGUGACGUCACGUGCAAUCAAAAUCCGCUGACCCAAGGUCAACGCUGUGCGUACCACAGGGUUCCCAAAUUUAAUAUUCUUCACCGUACCAAUAAAUACACUUUUAGACAGUAGAAAUUGUAAUUUAGACUUCCACAAAAUUGUAAGCAAAUUAAAAAGGGAGAUUGGCAUACCCUUUGUCAGUUAUUGUUUAGUUAUUUCAAUUUAAGAAAAUGUUAGAUCGUUUAAUAAAAAGUAAAGGCAAA